CUGCGCCUGACUGUGUGAUCUGCUUCAACCCUUCUUCUGCUCUUGCAUCCUCUUAUUCUUCUGCGUCGUCCUCAGUCAAGCGUCAGUCGCUUCUCCGUCACCAUCGUUUGCAGUUUUGUUGAGCGCAGUAUCCCCGUCACUCGCUUUGUUUACCCUCUCCGACUCUCGCUGGACCCUGCCGAUAAUCUAUCAGCCGAUCUGCAUGUUUCAGGCCCGCUGGCCUAAAAAGAACGCCCGCCUUCUGCAGUUCCAUCGUCUUGUCAAUCUCUGGGCACCUUUCCCAUCACCAUUGACUGCAUUGUCCACUUAAUCUCGAUCGCUCGACACAUUACAUCUUACACUACCUGAAGGAUUAACCACCUUCCCUGCGACGGGUCCCACGUCGAUCGGACCCUGAAUUUUGCCAAGGGGGAUUCACUCGACCCCUCUUGUUUUAACCACUCUCUUCAACCUCUGUCGACACAGCUUAAACAAUAACCAUGCGGUUCCUAUACCUUCUUCCUGCCUUGUGCAUACUCUUCUUGCUAGGAACAAUCUCAUCAGCGUUCCCAUCUCCUGGAGAGGAAUUGGCGCACGGCCAGUUUCUGCGGCGAGCUGACACCACGGCCGCCGAAAGUGCUACCACUGGACAAGCCGCCACGACGGGCAAAAGUGCAGCAAAAACUGAUUCAGCUACCGAUUCGGCCACUGACUCCGUCACGGAAACCGCUUCAGGGACGCAAGCAACAGGCAAAGCCACCGGUACUGCGACCGGGACCGCGACCGGGACCGACACGAACAGUGGCACUGAGACGGGAUCCUCGUCAUCCUCCACCAAGAAGGGCAGCACGAAGACGACAUCGAGCAACUCGACGACCACCAAUGCCUGGGCGGGUGGUAUUUCGAUGUUGACGCCCGCGACGACCAUUACGACAUACUACAAGAUUGGCAAUGCUGCCACGUUUGCGUGGAACUAUACCUCGCUGGACGUGACCCCGACGGCAGUUAAUGUCAUCGCCUCGUGCAGUCUGAACAGUCACAAGUACACGAUCACGCAGAACAUGACCGUUAAGGAGACCAACAAGGUCGUUUGGGAUACGGGAGAGUACAAGGCCAAUGCGACGGUUCCGCUGUUGACCGCAUCGUACACGCUGAUCGUCUGGGAUGCCAGUAAGGCGAUCUCGGACACGGCCAAGGGUGGUCAUCUCAGCGCCGCCAGUUACACGUUCGCCAUGUACACUCCGCAGGCGUACACGCCCCUGACCGGAUUUGUAUGCGCUACUUGCAGCGGUGCCCUAUCAGAAAUCGAACGACAAUGUCUCAAGUUCGUGUUCGGCAUGGUCCUCAUUACAAUUACCACCUUCACCUGGUUCGCUGGCGAUUUUGGAGUUUUCUCCACAUAGUGGGACAGCUAUGGGGCCCAUCUGUAUCGAUGUUAUGAAAGCAAUCUCUUCUUCCUCCGUUUCUGUCCAAAGACUCAGCUCGCAGCAAAACAAAUGUAUGUAAUCCUGCAUCAUGUCGCCGGUUGUUGGUUGUUGAUUUAUGCAUUCAUCAAAGCGAAGGGUUUUUGUUCCACCAUUUUUUUCAUGAAUAAUAGCGAUAUUUUUGACUUUUCCUGAUGGCUCCUUCUCCAGGUCAUGUUGUCUCGGUUGGCGAGUUUUCGUUCUUCUUGACUGUGUUAUCUCUUAAUGUGUAUUGUUGGUAUUAGAUUGAUGAUAGGUCUUUUGAGAUGUUGGUUAACAGGUGUGCAUUUUCUGUAUCCCAGCGAAUUCUAUUGUAGAGGGGGCUGUAAAUAUGAAGUACUAUCGGAAAG
Molecule: messenger RNA, 1792 nt
Organism: Aspergillus saccharolyticus JOP 1030-1
Lineage: Eukaryota; Fungi; Ascomycota; Eurotiomycetes; Eurotiales; Aspergillaceae
Exons: 3
Coding region: 480-1382 (300 amino acids)
Source: RefSeq, a predicted model, not a curated record